AUGAAACCAUAUUUCGACUAAACAACUCAACCUUAAAAAUUGAAUUUAAGAAGAUUAGGAAUAGCCUGGCUAAUGGGAAAUGUCUUUAUGGGGCCUUUAUUUCACUAUAACUUUACAUAUAUGUUACCUUGGCUAGUAAAGAGGUCGCAUAAUUUUUAUAAACUAUAGAUUACCAUUCGAUACUACUACACCUAUAAGAAGAGCAUUUGGGUCUGUUUUAAUUGAUUAAACUGUGUGGAGUUGUUAUCUACUCUGUCAUUAUUUAAUUAUAAUAAAUUUUCUUGAAAGUGGUUCAAUCACCAAAGGCAUAGAGGCAAUUAAAAAAAACUUUACAAAAGUUAUGAUAACUAAUUGGUAGGUGUGGCCAGCCGCUUAAAUAAUCAAUUUUUGGUUAAUCCCUCGACCAUAUUAAGUUCUAUGGGUAAAUCUUAUAGGAUAUUUUUGGAAUAUAUAUUUGAGUUAUAUAUAACAUAAAUGA
Molecule: messenger RNA, 478 nt
Organism: Paramecium pentaurelia
Lineage: Eukaryota; Ciliophora; Oligohymenophorea; Peniculida; Parameciidae
Source: the annotation of a GenBank genome assembly